This is a messenger RNA of Carcharodon carcharias (great white shark), 1915 nucleotides long. It is a transcript of the gene arpc1b, whose product is annotated as actin related protein 2/3 complex, subunit 1B. The transcript has 11 exons. Lineage: Eukaryota; Metazoa; Chordata; Chondrichthyes; Lamniformes; Lamnidae. The record is from RefSeq and is a predicted model, not a curated record. Gene Ontology annotation, biological process: Arp2/3 complex-mediated actin nucleation. Bases 389 to 1498 code for a protein of 369 amino acids. Gene Ontology annotation, cellular component: actin cytoskeleton; Arp2/3 protein complex. Gene Ontology annotation, molecular function: actin filament binding.
GAAGUGGUCGGAUCUCUCUGAGAGGAAGGGGAAGUAGGGGAAGGUUCUCAGAAGCAGUCUCGCAGCCCUUUUCUUUACUUUCAGCCGUUCAUGUUGACGGAACAGAGUCCAUGAACUGAAGCAACUCCUUUCAAAAGAAAAAGAACAUUUAAGUUUCUUUUCAACUGCUUCAUUGUGAUUUUUUUUGUUUGCAGAUAAUAAGUGAUGAUGUCCAAUGAGAAUAUUGGGGAAGGGGGAUAAAAAGGCUGUUGGACUGAAAGUUAAGAGUCACCCAAAUGGGUAGCCAGGAGUCUGUUGAAUUCCCAGUUGACGUGGGAAGGCGGAACAUUGCAGAUGACUGACCAAUGGUGAUGCUUAGGGUCAGGGUGGUUGAAGUUCUAGAACAGAAAUGUCUUACCACAGCUUCCUCCUCGAACCAAUCAGUUGUCAUGCCUGGAAUAAAGACAGGACCCAAAUUGCAAUUUGCCCCAACAACCAUGAGGUCCACAUUUACAAGAAAGAAGGCUCCAAGUGGAGCAGGAUUCACGAGCUGAAGGAGCAUAGUGGACAUGUGACAGGGAUUGGCUGGGCUCCGGAGAGCAAUCGAAUCGUGACCUGUGGGACUGACCGUAAUGCUUAUGUCUGGUCUCUGAAGGGCAAUGUUUGGAAGCCAACUCUUGUCAUCCUAAGAAUCAACCGUGCUGCCAGAUGCGUGAAGUGGUCACCAAAGGAGAACAAGUUUGCAGUGGGCAGUGGGUCACGACUGAUUUCCAUCUGCUAUUUUGAGCAGGACAAUGAUUGGUGGGUUUGCAAACACAUCAAGAAACCAAUUCGUUCUACCAUACUGAGUCUGGAUUGGCAUCCCAACAAUGUUCUGUUGGCUGCUGGAUCCUCUGACUUCAAAUGCAGGAUUUUCUCUGCCUACAUUAAGGAAGUUGAGGAAAAGCCAUCACCCACGCCAUGGGGUUCGAAGAUGCCGUUUGGAGAGCUGAUGUUUGAGUCCAGUGGGACUGGAGGCUGGGUUCAUGGAGUCUGUUUCUCCGACAGUGGGAACCGCUUGGCCUGGGUCAGCCAUGACAGCACUGUGUGCGUCACCGACGCUAACAAGAAGACAACGGUUGCUACCCUUGACACAGAGUCUUUACCUCUCCUGACUGUUACGUUUAUCACGGAGAGCAGUUUAGUGGCAGCGGGUCAUGACUGCUACCCAGCGCUGUUCACUUACGACAGCAGCAAAGACACAGUGAUAUUUGGCAAGAAGCUGGAUGUUCCCAAGCAGAACGUGCAGCGUGGAAUGUCAGCUUUGGCAAAGUUCAGGAACCUGGACAAGCAUGCAUCGGCUGAUGUCAACAAUGCCAACCUUGAGACCCUACACAAGAACAGCAUCAGCCAAAUCUCCAUUAUUGAGGGUGGAAAGAAGAAUUGUUCUAAGUUUUGCACCACUGGUAUGGAUGGUGGAAUGGCUCUCUGGGAUAUUAAGACCCUGGAGGCUGAUUUGAAAGAUUUGAAGAUUGUCUGAAUCACUGGACUAAUCUCUUUGAAACCUGCAAGUCCUUAUAUUGUCCUGCCAGUCUUUCUUAUACACCUCGCUUAACGCAACAUGAUUUCCAUAAGGCAAAAAAUGUCAAAAUGGGUAUCACCCUGUUAUUAUAUUCUAUGUACCGAACAAUAUUAUGUAGUAUUGCCUGGUACUCUUAAAGGUACAGGAGUCUUGAACUCAGUGAAUUGCUUUACUUUUGAAUGCUGCAUAUGGUGCCUUGGGCAAGUCCCAGUUACUAUCCUCAGGGGUUUGUCAAUUUAAACUUUAGGAUUUUUCUUUUACUGAAAAUGGAGCAAGAAUCUGCGCUGUUUAAUUAAUUUGAGGCUGUCUUUGCUGGUCAUAAGAUGAAAUCUGUAUCAAAAUUCUUGCAAUAAUAAAAAGUGAACUGAUCAAGCA